Moneuplotes crassus is the source of this 1141-nucleotide messenger RNA. The record is from the annotation of a GenBank genome assembly. NCBI's taxonomy places the organism in Eukaryota, Ciliophora, Spirotrichea, Euplotida, Euplotidae.
AUGGAAACAGGUUUAGACAGCAAAGCCAUCAUUUGAGAGACCGAAGACAGAGACGAGUUCAAAGUCACCACUCUUAACGUCAAGGCUCCAGCUCCAGGCUUCGUCAGAGUCCAAAUGAAGUACGCUUCAUUCAGCAAACACGACGGAUUUCACCACAGCUACGACUCUAAUGCAGAGUAUCCUUUCUUGGCUGGAUAUGACGGAGUUGGAAUUGUUGAUGAAGUUGGUGAAGGAGUCGAAGAGUACAAGAAAGGCGACUCUGUUGCUGUAUUCUAUGUUCCAGGCAACCCCACUCUUAAAGGCAAAACAAACUUGCCUGAUCAUGCAGUUAAAAUUCUUGGAAAGGGCAAGUUUUGGAAACUCCCAGCUCAUUUGCAAGCUUAUUCAGAUGAUAAGAGCAUUGCUGGAUUCCAGGGAGUUGGAACAUGGUCUCAGUAUGCUUGCUUCCAUGCUGCCCAUUUGACAAAGCUCGAUGCAGAACCAACCAUCAAAGAUGCAGCUUUGGGAUCAGCUUUGUGUACUGGAUACCUUGCUCCUUCGAGAGUUCUUAAAGUUGAUGAAGACGCCACAAUUGCUAUCUUCGGAUCUAACAGUGUGGGUCUGACUCUGAUUUCAGGACUGAAGAAGUACAACCCAAAGAAAGUGGUAGUCGUAGGCAAUGUUGAUGACCAAGAAGUCUUCGAGAAGUUUGGUGCAACCUACAUUGUUGAUGAAGGAGAACCUACAGAUGUGCAAGCAAAGUUGAUGGAAGAGUCUGCUUCUGGAUAUGAUUUCACAUUUGAAGCGUCUAACUUCAAAAGAUUUGGAACUGUUGCUUUAGAGAUUUGUCACAAAGGAUGGGGUAAAUGUGCUCUCCUUACAAAAUCUGACGAGAAAGAUGCUACUAUUUCAACAAAGCCAUUCCAGUUAGUCACAGGCAGACACUGGAUUGGGUCGUUCAUGGGUAAUGUCAAUAUCGCUCAUGAUCACGAGGACUUGCUUAAAGACCACUCCGAAAUCACCGAUAGCAUUUCUGAAUACUUGUACCCUGAAGACCACGUUGUGUCUAUCGAUGAGUUCCCAAGCAAGUGGAAGGAGUUGAGUGAGACAGCCACAUAUCACAGGACUAUUAUUGAAUUCUAACUGAUAAGGGAGUACUUUC